Messenger RNA from Cucurbita pepo subsp. pepo (vegetable marrow), 621 nucleotides. NCBI's taxonomy places the organism in Eukaryota, Viridiplantae, Streptophyta, Magnoliopsida, Cucurbitales, Cucurbitaceae. The record is from RefSeq and is a predicted model, not a curated record.
GGUUACGAUUCUGUUCCUUAUCGGAUCCAUUCGAGAACGAGGCUUCCAUUAGCUGUGAAAUCGGACCCUCUCAAACCGCGGCUGGAUCAGAUCCGGAAGCAGGCCGAUGACCAUCGGGCUUUGCUUCACGCCUAUGCCUCUUAUGCUCGAAGGCUUAAACUGGAGUACGCGAAGCUUGUUAGGGUGUUUGCAGAUCUUUCUCAGAACUAUACGGAUCUCAAUAAUAAACCUACUUAUCGUAGUCUCUUUGAGCCUGAAACGGCUUCCGUCGAUGAGGCUUUGGUUCGUCAGUUUGAGAAAGAGGUAAAAGAGCGUAUUAAAGUUACGAGACAAGUGAUUGCUGAAGCAAAAGAAUCAUUUGACAACCAACUCAAGAUCCAGAAGUUGAAGGACACGAUUUUUGCAGUGAAUGAGCUGUUGACAAAAGCCAAGAAACAAGGAGCUUUUUCGAGUUUAAUCGCUGCAAAGUCUCUUCCAAAAAGCUUGCACUGCAUUUCAAUGAGGUUGAUGGAGGAGAGAAUUGCACAUCCAGAUAAAUAUUCAGACGUAGGAAAACCAGUACCACCAGAAAUAGAGGAUCCAAACCUUUACCAUUAUGCAAUAUUCUCAGACAAUGUAGUU